AUGACAUCCAGUGCAGCAUUCUUUCCUACUUUCUUCUUCCUCCUCUUCUCCAUGCUGGCUCUCACUCCAAUACACCGGUUUAAUGCUGCAGCUCUUUCUCAAGACCAAGACCAAGACAAUGAUGCUACCUGGCUUCUGAGCUUCAAGGCGUCCAUGAUCUACUCCGAUCCCUCCAACCUUCUUGGCUCCUGGAACACUUCACCUAAUCCCUGCUCCAAUUCUUCCUCCUCCUCAUCCUGGUUCGGCGUCUCCUGUGAUCCCAUCUCCUCCAGGGUCGUUUCUCUUAACCUCACCAUCCCCUCCCAAGGCCGACAACCAAAUGGGUUCAACAUUCUCUCCGGCACCCUCUCUCCUUCCCUUGCCCACCUCACCCACCUCCGCACCCUCUCCCUUGCUCACCAUGCCUUCUCUGGGCACAUUCCCCCACAACUCGGUUCUCUCAAUUCUCUCCAAAUCUUGGAGCUCCAAGGCUGCAAUCUCUCCGGUUCCAUUCCCCAUUCGCUCUCCCUAUCUCUCUCACUUCGCUUCCUUAACCUAUCCCACAACUCUCUCUCCAAUUCCAUCCCCCCAGGUUUCCUAAAUUCCACCGGGGCCUUGGCUGUCCUCGAUCUAUCCAAUAAUCUUCUCUCAGGGACCCUAUCCUCGUCCAAAUCCAGUUCCAAUGGAUGCCCCCAAUCUCUCACUUACUUGAGCCUCUCUAACAAUUUCUUGGUUGGCGACAUUCCCGCUAACAUAGGCACAUGUUCGAAUCUCACCGCUCUCUUGCUCAACGGAAACCUCUUCGAAGGCAAGAUCCCUUCAACACUAGGCCAUCUCUCUCGACUACAGGUUCUCGACAUAUCCAGGAACAGUCUCACCGGCACCAUCCCCAUUGAGCUUGCCAACUGCAAGAGCCUCUCCGUUCUUGUCCUGACCAAUUUGUUGCUUGAAUCUGACUCUCCACCACCGUCAGGCCUCGAUUUUGCCACCUUCAGGGGAGAAUUUAAUGCCUUCAAUGGAGGCCUACCCUUCCAGGUCUUGCUUCUUCCCAAUCUUCAAAUGCUUUGGGCUCCCAGGGCCAAUCUGGCUGGACCAUUACCUACUAAAUGGACGCCAUCUUGCUCUCUCAGGGUUCUCAACUUGGCCCUCAAUAACAUCAUUGGUUCUAUGCCUUACAGCUUGGCCGCCAUGUGUACUAAUCUCACUUUCUUGGACUUGAGUUCAAAUGCGUUGCAGGGUUAUUUGCCGCCGAAUUUCCAAAUCCCUUGUACGGCCUAUUUCAACGUAAGCCGAAAUUCCCUUUCUGGAUUUAUUCUUAUUCAGGAUACUUUUGAUACCAACGGAAACAGCAGCAGAUGUGGUGGCUUGGCCGUGAAAUCUUCUUGUGGAGUAGACCUGCUAGGCCUUCUGGACUUGGAAGCUGAGGAAGGCCUUCUUCAUACUGCUUACUCUUUUAUCAGUCCUUGUUGGGCAUCUCAUUCUCAAGAUAUUGAUCUCUCUGGAGCUGCUUUGCUGGGUAGUGAUGUUCCAGUUGUAGUAACUCAUGAUUUUAGCUGGAACUACUUUUCUGGUCCACUGCCCUUCUUCUCUAUUUUGUUGGCUGCUCCUGUCAAAGUAUCAUAUUGGUUGUUCUUAAACAAUAAUGUUUUCAAUGCGACUCUGUCGAGCAAGUCUUUGCCCAGCUGUGAAAAUCUGCGAAGCUUCUAUUUGAAUUUGAAUUCCAACCAAGUAUAUGGAGAGAUUGACGCCAAGUUUUUCAAUUGCUCGUGCCUAGUUUACUUUGAAGCUGCACAGAAUUUGAUAAAUGGUUCCAUCCCAGCAGAGGUGGGGAACUUGAAAAAGCUUCAACAUCUAGACCUCAGCAGAAAUAAACUAUCUGGCUACCUGCCCGAGAGACUUGGGGAGUUGGAAGGCUUACAACAUGUUCUUCUCGCUGAGAACAAUUUGACUGGAGAAAUUCCAAAUCAAAUUGGUGAAUUGACUUCGCUGAUGGCCUUGAAUUUAUCUCAUAAUGAUCUCAGAGGAUACAUUCCAACAAAUCUUGGCAAUGCAAAAAACCUUGAAAUUGUGUUGCUAGAUCAUAACAGCAUAUCCGGAGAAGUACCUUCAUCAGUCGCAGCCCUUUCCAACCUUGCUCUUCUUGACCUAUCAUUCAAUAACUUGUCUGGUCCCAUACCUCCUUUUAAGCAUGCAAUUAACUGUGACAGCUUUAAAGGCAAUCCAUUUCUACAGUCAUGCCCCGAUCAUGGUGCUUCAGCGCCUCCGACUGGGCUUCCUUUCCCUCUUAAAGUGCGCAAGUGGCAAAACCGAAGUAAAUUGAGAUCUUUUGUCAUAGGAAUAUCCACUUCUGUGUCUGUUUUGGUUUCGAUACUCGCAGUUAUAUUUGUUUUUAUUCUUGGGAGGAGAAAGCUUAGUAGGCUUGCUAGCCUGAGGAGGAAAGUUGUAGUGACUUUUACAGGUGCUCCUCCAGGGUUGAAUUAUGACAAUGUCAUUAGAGCAACUGGGAAUUUCAGCGUGGGGAAUCUCAUCGGCUCUGGCGGCUUUGGGUCUACAUACAAGGCUGAACUUGUCCCUGGCUUCCUCGUGGCAGUGAAGAGGCUAUCAAUUGGUAGAUUUCAAGGUAUUCAGCAAUUUGAUGCAGAGAUAAGAACGUUAGGAAGAAUAAGACACAAGAACCUUGUAACACUCAUGGGAUACUAUGUUGGCAAGGCUGAAAUGUUCUUAGUCUACAACUACCUUCCCGGGGGAAAUCUUGACACCUUUAUACAUGAAGAAACAUGCAUGAAUAAAGAGUGGCGGGUGAUACACAAGAUAGCCGUCGAUGUAGCUAAGGCUCUCACUUACCUCCACUACUCAUGCGUUCCGCGCAUAGUCCAUCGAGACAUAAAGCCCAGCAAUAUCUUGCUUGACGAGGAACUCAAUGCGUACCUGUCAGACUUUGGAUUGGCUCGGCUUCUGGAAGUUUUCCAGACACAUGCCACCACUGAUGUAGCAGGCACAUUUGGUUAUGUUGCACCAGAGUACGCGACGACUUGCAGGGUUUCAGACAAGGCAGAUGUCUAUAGCUUCGGCGUGGUUCUCUUGGAACUGCUGUCAGGAAAGAAGUCUCUUGAUCCUUCCUUCUCUGAAUAUGGAAAUGGUUUCAAUAUUGUUGCUUGGGCCAGGUUACUGGUUGCAGAAGGGCGUUCCUUUGAGCUCUUCUCACCUGAAUUAUGGCAAUCUGGUCCGCACGAUGAUUUGCUAGCCAUGUUGAGGCUUGCAUCAAGUUGCACCGUGGAGUCCGUGUCCGUGCGUCCCUCUACGAAACAAGUUCUUGAUAAAUUGAACCAGUUAAACGUGUGAAACAAGCAAUGAGCGGAUUCGCCUGCUCUAAACACAAUGGAAUUACCAGAGCCAAAGUCUUCACUUUAUGUUUGGACAAUAUUAGGGAAGCUGAUGAUGAAGGCGACAACAACAAUCUUGCAGAAUCAAACACUUCACAAGAGUGGAGGGGCCACUCUGCAUCUGCUGAUCGGAGACUUGCUCCCAAUGUCUUGCAAAGGAUGGCAAUUACUUAGCAGAUGAUCAUGAGAAUGUGGGCCUGGAGUGGUAUCAUUCUGGUCUCCAUCUUGAAUUGUAUCUUGGACAGAGAACAAGGUCCUUAUGUUUCUUUCAUGCCUCUCUACUGGUCUGGGAAUCUAGAUGGAUAGCUAUAGAUAGCCCUGAUCUAUCUUAUGUUUUCGGGGUAACAAUACUUUCACACGUUAGAUUGCUAGAUUACAAUUCCUGCAGUGUUCAGUCAAUUAGACUGGAUAUAUAUAUAUAUAUAUAUAUCCAUGCAUGUAU
This is a messenger RNA of Coffea eugenioides, 3804 nucleotides long. Its product is annotated as LRR receptor-like serine/threonine-protein kinase RPK2. Gene Ontology annotation, biological process: protein phosphorylation. The transcript has 2 exons. The coding region runs from base 1 to 3321 and encodes 1106 amino acids. Lineage: Eukaryota; Viridiplantae; Streptophyta; Magnoliopsida; Gentianales; Rubiaceae. The record is from RefSeq and is a predicted model, not a curated record. Gene Ontology annotation, molecular function: ATP binding; protein kinase activity; protein binding.